Messenger RNA from Monopterus albus (swamp eel), 1481 nucleotides. RefSeq names its product AT rich interactive domain 3C (BRIGHT-like) (gene arid3c). Gene Ontology annotation, biological process: regulation of transcription by RNA polymerase II. Lineage: Eukaryota; Metazoa; Chordata; Actinopteri; Synbranchiformes; Synbranchidae. Gene Ontology annotation, cellular component: nucleus. Gene Ontology annotation, molecular function: DNA binding. The record is from RefSeq and is a predicted model, not a curated record.
ACCCGUUCCCGGCUGCACCGUCCACGCAGCCCGGCAGCGGCGGCAUGAAGCUCGAGGCGGUGAUGGAAACCCUGCAGCGGCAACAGGCGGCGCGUCUGGCUCUGGAGGAGAAGCUCCGUCAGGCGGAGAAAGAGGAGGACCUCCGGUCCAUGAUGGAGUCCCAGAUACACCAACAAGCUUUGGCUUUCCGCCACUACCAGGCGGCGAUGCGUGGCGCCCUGGCUGCCGGAGUUGCCAACUCCUCUCCCGGCGGGACACUCCCUCACAUGGAGGUCCGCAGACCCGCCGAGGACCGGAACUCCUCCAGAACGGACAGCGACGAUAAUGAGCGGGACGAGGAAUUAGAUGACAUAGAAGAGCAGGAGGUCAUGGAAGAGGAGGAGGACGAGAACGAUGUCGGUCUGAACCACUACCAGCACCGACAGUCCUCACUCCAGGCAGCUUCUCUGUCUCCGAAGAGCGCCCAGAUGCAUCUCAUGUCCAGAGUCCCGGCGGCCUUCGCCCCUGCCCGCGGUGCAGAGUCUCCAUCGGUGCACCCGCAGCCCCAGCAUCACGAGUGGACCUAUGAGGAGCAGUUCAAACAGUUGUAUGAACUGGAUGAUGAUGAAAAGCGCAAAGAGUUUCUUGAUGACCUUUUCAGUUUCAUGCAGAAACGGGGGACUCCAGUGAAUCGGAUUCCUAUCAUGGCCAAGCAGGUGUUGGAUCUCUACAUGCUCUACAAGCUCGUCACAGAAAAAGGCGGCUUAGUGGAAGUCAUCAAUAAGAAAAUAUGGCGUGAGAUCACCAAAGGCCUUAACCUCCCUACUUCCAUUACUAGUGCAGCUUUCACUCUCCGGACACAAUAUAUGAAGUACCUCUACCCAUAUGAAUGUGAAAAGCGGGGACUGAGCUCCCCCGGUGAGCUUCAGGCAGCUAUCGACAGUAACCGGCGGGAAGGACGUCGGCAGAGCUACGGCUCUGCCAUCUUCAGCUACUCUCCUGUGGGCACCCCCACUCUCCUGUCCUCACCAAAGAUACAAAUGUCCCACCUACCUGUUCCCACUCACAACAGUGGCCAUAUCUCCCAGGUGCCUGUGAUCAAGAAAGAGGAGCCAGUAAUGGCCAGCUGUGUGCCCAGCCGGGUGGCCCUCCACUUGUCGCCCAGUGGCCAUCAUGCAACAGCAGCAGCAGCUCAGGCAGCAGCAGCCAUGCAGGCGGCAGCUCUGGAGCAGCUCAGAGAGAAACUGGAAAGCAGUGAACCACCAGAGAAGAAGAUGAUGAUUGUGGCAGAGGAGCAGCAGAAGCUAAUGCAGCACACCCUGCAGCAGAACCUGCUGGCAAUGGCUACCCAGUUGCCCCUCAACAUCAAACUCAACAACAGAGAUGAUAGACAAGAGACCGCAUUGAACCUGUCUACCAACGGCAUUAGCAGCAUCAACAUGUCAAUAGAAAUAAAUGGAGUUGUCUACACAGGUAAAGAGAGGGGCCGUUUGCUGAUGUAA